Molecule: messenger RNA, 2088 nt
Organism: Talaromyces rugulosus
Lineage: Eukaryota; Fungi; Ascomycota; Eurotiomycetes; Eurotiales; Trichocomaceae
Exons: 8
Coding region: 1-2088 (695 amino acids)
Cellular component (GO): Golgi apparatus; endoplasmic reticulum; plasma membrane
Molecular function (GO): metallopeptidase activity
Source: RefSeq, a predicted model, not a curated record
AUGUCGCAGGACGAUACCCACGGCGACCCGGAUCAUCUGGGCCCCGACGACGGGGAAAAGAAGAAGAGCAAGAGACCAGCAAACACGGCUUUCCGCCAACAGCGUCUCAAAGCAUGGCAACCUAUACUCACGCCCAAGUCGGUGCUUCCCCUUUUCUUCGUCAUUGGCGCAAUAUUCGCACCGUUAGGAGGCGUCUUGUUCUGGGCUAGCCAACAGGUCCAAGAAAUUGUCAUCGACUAUACGGAUUGUUCAACAAAGGCCCCAACCGGGAUCCCGGAAGCUAUGCCUUCGGGAAAAGUGUCCUCGACCUUUAAAUCCGUGCAGGCCUCGAGUUUCACAUGGAAGCGAAACGAGACAGACUCGAAAACCCUAACGACGCCGUGCUCGCUGUACUUUACGCUCCCGGAGUCGAUCGGCCCCCCCGUGUUCGUCUACUACAAACUAACCAACUUUUACCAAAACCACCGAAAAUAUGUACAGUCCCUGGAUAACGAUCAGUUAAAGGGUGUUGCAGUUAAAAACGAUACCAUCGCUAACAGCAACUGUGAUCCAUUGCGCGUUGAUCCGGUCUCCAAAAAGGCGUAUUACCCAUGUGGAUUGAUCGCAAAUUCGAUAUUCAAUGACACCAUUCACAGCCCUGUGCCGGUCUCCACUUCUGAAAAUUACACCAUGACCAACAAAGGGAUUGCUUGGUCCAGCGAUAAGAAGCUGAUCAAGGCUACUAAAUACAACUAUACGGAGGUGGUCCCGCCACCCAACUGGCGGAGGAAAUAUGGAGACAACUACACAGCAGACACCCUUCCAGACCUCCAUAACGACGAGGCGUUUAUGGUGUGGAUGAGGACUGCUGGCCUCCCAACUUUCAGCAAGUUGUCUCUGAGAAACGACGACGACGUGAUGCCGGCAGGUUCAUACAGGCUGGAUAUCGACGACAGCUUCAAUGUCACCGAAUAUGGCGGCACUAAAUCUAUUUUGAUUUCAACGCGAACAGUCAUGGGCGGGAAGAACCCCUUCAUGGGUAUUGCCUAUGUUGUGGUUGGUGGCAUUUGCGUGAUUAUGGGAGUCUUGUUUGCAGUUGCGCACUUGGUGAGACCGAGAAAACUCGGUGACCACACCUAUCUCACGUGGAACGAGCCUGGUGCUGCUUUAUUAACGACUCGCCAGCAGCAGCAAGGACGCGAGGUAUUUGUUCGUGAUGGAAGCUGUGGCACCGAAACACCGGGCCCGGCGUUGAAGGACGCUCAUAAACGACUUGCUUUUAUGGAUACUCAGCGCGUCGCGACUACGAGUGGAGAAGAUGGGAAACCGAAGAAUAUCGAGGUUGAGACGUAUUUUCAUGUCGUGAGCACAAAGGAUCAGGUCAAUCUGGUCACGAAUGAGAUGAUCGCGUCGCAGUUUGUCUUCCUCAAACGCGCAUACGCCAACACAAGCAUCAGCUAUAGACUCCUAGGCAUCGAUCGAAGUAUCAACGACACCUGGGCCCAGAACGGGGAUGACAGGGAAAUGAAAAGAGCCCUGCGUCGUGGCAAUUAUAGCAGUCUCAACGUCUAUUUCCAGACGGAUCUCAGGCUCACUGAUUCUACUAAUGUGAACUCUCGUGAUGGGACAACAAAAACAACAAAAACAACAACACAUGGACCCAUAGAUACAAGAGAUUCAUCAUCGCCGAAUCUUUUGGGCUUCUGCACGCUUCCCGAUCCGAAUAUCAACGCGUCGAGUCCGGUAGAUGAGUAUAUCGGUGACGGAUGCAAUAUCCUCGCAGCCACGAUGCCGGGCGGCUCGAUUCCUCAUUAUAGCAAGGGAGGUACAACAGUCCAUGAAGUCGGCCAUUGGCACGGUCUUUUGCAUGUUUUCCAAGGUGAUAGCUGCUCGUCUGGUAACGAGGGCGAUUACAUUGCCGAUACUCCACAGCAGUCUAUUUCCACGGAAGGGUGUCCGGCGUCCCAGGACUCGUGUCCGGACUUGCCAGGACUGGAUUCUAUUCAUAAUUUUAUGGAUUAUUCUUCGGAUGACUGUUAUCAGAGCUUUACCAAUGACCAGGGUGGUCGGAUGCGGAAUAUGUGGUCGACUAUGAGAGAGGGGAAGUGA